This is a messenger RNA of Cyprinus carpio (common carp), 1522 nucleotides long. RefSeq names its product gastrula zinc finger protein XlCGF57.1-like. The coding region runs from base 166 to 1407 and encodes 413 amino acids. The record is from RefSeq and is a predicted model, not a curated record. Lineage: Eukaryota; Metazoa; Chordata; Actinopteri; Cypriniformes; Cyprinidae. The transcript has 4 exons.
AAGAAAACGAAGGCUGCUCCGCACUGCUGUGUCGGAUAAAGCUGAAUCAAGAAUGAUUCACUGUUUGGAAGCGCUGUAAUCAUCGCACGGGACGACACCUGCUUGUGGAUACAAUAAAAACUCUUGGUGAAGCUACUGAGAUCCACGUGACACACUGUUAUAAAGAUGGCGUUUAUUAAAGAGGAGUGUGAAGAUGUGAGGAUUGAAGAAGCAUUCAGAGUCAAACAAGAAGAUCCUGAGGAACAAACAGCCAUGAUGCUGCUGAAAGAGGAGAAAAAAAUUGAAGAAGAAGAUCAGUAUGAGAAACAUCAUGAUUUUAUUACUGGAGAAAAAUCUUUUAGUUGCUCACAGACUGAGAAGACCUCACUCAAAAGAAAUCAAAAGACAGGAAAGAGAAGUUCUUCCACUUGCCAACAGUGUGGAAGAAGUUUCAGUCGAAAAGGAAGCCUUAAAAUUCACAUGCGAAUUCACACUGGAGAGAAUCCUUUCACCUGCCAACAGUGUGGAAAAAGUUUCACUCAAAAAGGAAGCCUUAAAAUUCACAUGCGAAUUCACACUGGAGAGAAUCCUUUCACCUGCCAACAGUGUGGAAAAAGUUUCACUCAAAAAGGAAGCCUCAAAAUUCACAUGCGAAUUCACACUGGAGAGAGCCCUUACACUUGCAGAGAGUGUGGAAAAAGUUUCAUUAGAAGAGGAAGCCUUAAAAGCCACAUGACAAUUCACACUGGAGAGAAGCCUUACAUAUGCCCUCAAUGUGAAAAGUGUUUUACACGUAAAGCAACCCUAAAUGCCCACAUGAAAAUUCACACUGGAGAUAGUCCUUACACCUGCAAACCAUGUGGGAAGACCUUCUCACAAAAAGGAAAUCUUAAGACUCACAUGAGAAUUCACAAUGGAGAGAGGCCGUUCAUAUGUGGUCAGUGUGGAAAGAGAUUCCGAAGUAAAGUGAACCUGAAUUACCACGUAAGGAUUCACUCAAGACAGAACCGUUUUAUAUGUCAUCAGUGUGGAAUAAGUUUCACAGACAGGAAGCACUUUAAGAAACAUGUAAUAACUCACACAGGGGAGAAGCCAUUCUCAUGUCUUCAGUGUGAAAAGAGAUUUACAUAUCAAAAACACCUGAAACGUCAUUUGCAAUCUCAUUAUGGAAAGAAAGAGCAGUAUUCUGAAUGUGAUAAAAUGUUUAAAAAAAGAAGCAAUUUUAAAAAUCACCUGCACAUUCACACUAGAUCAAGGUCAUUUAAAUGUGAGCAGUGUAACAAAAAAUUUAUUUUGCCAUCACACUUACAGAAACACCUAAAAAGUCAUGCAUAUGUUAAACCCUAUUUGUGUUCUUUGUGUGGGAAGAGUUUUAAAUGGCUCAGCAAUUUUAAAUGGCACCAGAAAAUACGUAUCUGUAUGAAAUAAAUGUUACGAUAACACUGCAGCUUAUUGUGAGCCAAAUCUGAUUUUGCACCUUCGUGAUCAUUUGCAUUAGUCACCUCUGUACAGGUCCUUCUCAAAAAAUUAGCAUAUUGUGAAA